Colletotrichum graminicola M1.001 is the source of this 564-nucleotide messenger RNA. RefSeq names its product acetyltransferase. The coding region runs from base 1 to 564 and encodes 187 amino acids. NCBI's taxonomy places the organism in Eukaryota, Fungi, Ascomycota, Sordariomycetes, Glomerellales, Glomerellaceae. The record is from RefSeq and is a predicted model, not a curated record. The transcript has a single exon. Gene Ontology annotation, molecular function: N-acetyltransferase activity.
AUGGCGAACAUCAUACCCCUCAACUUCCGGGUCGCAAAGCCGGAGGAUGCCCCGAAAAUUCAACAACUCGUGCAAGCCGCCUUUCGCGCAGAAGACAGCCGGGCAGACUGGACGGCGGACAUGGAACUCGGACGAUCGUUCCAAUACUCUGUCGAGGAAGUCUUGAAAACUAUCAACAACCCCGACGCAGCGAUCAUCAUGGCCUCGGACGAAAAUGGUGUGCUCCUAGGAUCGAUUGGGAUCAUCAAAUGCAACGACAACCUUGCUCGUUUUGCCAUGCUUUCCGUUGACCCGGAACAGCAGUGCGGAGGCAUCGGGCGCCGGGUCCUCGCCUACGCCGAGGACUUUGCCCGGAACUGGAACUUAAGGACUUUCGGGCUGAAUGCGCUUUCGUCGCGCGAGAAGCUCAUCGCGUGGUACGAACGCUGCGGGUACAAGAAGUCGGGCGAAACCUCUCCGUUCCCAGUUGAUCAAUUACCUCAACUGAAUUUGCCAAAGGACUUGUGCUUUGUUGAGCUAGAAAAGGAUACUCUAGCUGAGGAGCUCGUGGUUCGACGAAGCUAA